AUGGAGACCCCUAGUGGUGGCUGUGGAGCAGCUGACGGGAUCAAGACUGAGGAGGAAGUGAAGGAGGACAAUCAUCAGGAGCAGGCUCCCAAGAAGGCCAAUCUGUCUGGGCUGGCACCAGCAGAACCCAAAGGGAUCCCUCCCCUGCGUGGGGCCUGCAAGGGCCAGUACCAGCCGACGCAGCUGCCAAGAGCCCACCCUGGGAAGAGACGCCAUGGGAGAGGAGGUGUCAAGAAGCUGCAGGACUUCAUUGUGCAGCAGAUCCUGCAGCAGUGGGAGAGGCUGGGGUGGCGUGCUGGCCUUGCCCGGCACUCGCGCCAUGCCCAGCCACAGGACACAGAGGAUCCACACGGGCGAGCGGCCUCACCCGUGUGGGGAGUGCGGCAAGUUGAGAGCUCGGACCUGCACAAGCACCAGCGGGUGCACACGGGCAAGAAGCCCUACCCACGUGGGGAGUGCGGCAAGCAGUUCAGUGGCAGCUCCAACCUCAUCCAGCACCUGCGCACCCACACCGGGGAGCGGCCCUACCGCUGCACCGAGUGCGGGAAGAGCUUCUCGCAGAAUGCCACCCUCAUCACCCACCACCGCAUCCACACUGGCAAGUGCCCCUACAAGUGCCAUGCCUGUGGGAAGAGCUUCGGUGCCCACUCCACCCUCUUCCAGCACCAGCGCACCCACAUGGGCGAGCGCCCCUACCAGUGCACCCAGUGCGGCUGCUGCUUCAGCCGCAGCUCCUACCUCGUGGUCCACCAGAGACUUCAUGGGGGGUAG
Messenger RNA from Trachemys scripta elegans, 771 nucleotides. RefSeq names its product zinc finger protein 79-like. The record is from RefSeq and is a predicted model, not a curated record. The transcript has 3 exons. NCBI's taxonomy places the organism in Eukaryota, Metazoa, Chordata, Testudines, Emydidae. Bases 1 to 771 code for a protein of 256 amino acids.